Molecule: messenger RNA, 2047 nt
Organism: Tilletiopsis washingtonensis
Lineage: Eukaryota; Fungi; Basidiomycota; Exobasidiomycetes; Entylomatales
Exons: 4
Coding region: 234-2042 (602 amino acids)
Biological process (GO): exonucleolytic trimming to generate mature 3'-end of 5.8S rRNA from tricistronic rRNA transcript (SSU-rRNA, 5.8S rRNA, LSU-rRNA)
Molecular function (GO): nucleic acid binding; 3'-5'-RNA exonuclease activity
Source: RefSeq, a predicted model, not a curated record
CUCCCCACUACCACCACAUCGGGCCGCUUCCGUCUCGCGUCUGCGCUGCGCCGCCUCCUUCAUCGCGGCCAGCCCUCCGCUCGGUGCGCACCGGCUGCGCAGAGCGGGACAGAGCAGGAACUCAAGCAGCGCUGGCAUCGGCGCUGCGAACCUGCGGCGCCGGCGCCCUCUCGCCUCUCUCGCACCGCUCUCUCUCUCUUCCUUCUCGCCGCCCGCCGUCCCGGACUUUCCGCAUGUCCUCCUCGCUCACCGUCGACGACUUGCGUUCGGCGCUCGACGAUCUCGGUCUUUCCACGCGCGGCCAUCGUUCCGAGCUGCGGCAGCGCCUCAAGAAGGGCCGUGCGAGGCUCGCCAGUCCUUCGUCGGGCGACGAUGAGGCUGCUGCGGCUGCAGUGACUCCGCCGGAUGCACCUGCAGCAGCGCGAUGGAGUCCGCAGAUCGACUCGUUCUUGGUGCUGGACGUCGAGGCGACGUGUGAGAGAGGACCGCGCGAGAGGCCGCGCGCGAUGAGCUUUGAAUGGCCGAACGAGAUCAUCGAGCUGCCAGUGGUGCUACUGCAAUGGCGGCGCAUUUCCAGCUCCUCUUCCUCCUCUUCGAGCGUCACGCCAGCUACGACGCCUCGUUCACCACCCACAGCACCUCGUUCUCUCUCUCAUCUCCAUUCUCCCUCUCCUCAGCAGCGACACGCGCCGCGCAUUCCCCUUGGCCCGCGCGCGACGUCCGGUUCGGGCGGCAGUCCGGCCGGCUUGGCGAGCAGCAGUGCGGCGGUGGACACGAGAGAUGCAGAGGCAGAGCAGGCGGGGUGGGAACUCUAUGUCGUCGAUACGUUUCACACGCACGUCAAACCCAGCUGGAGACCGCGCUUGACGCGCUUCUGUAGGGAGUUGACGGGCGUGGAUCAGGCGACGAUCGAUGCGGCGCCUCCCUUUCCGCAGGCGGUGAACACGCUGCGUGCCUUUCUCUCACGGCACUCGCUGCUACAGGCCCCCACUGGGCCUCGAGGCGCCAGCACUCGCACGCCCGCUUCUUCACCCGCCAAGCCCAAGGCCCGCACCGCAUUCGGCACGCCCAUCGCGCCCAGCAGCAGCACCUCGGUGCCGAGCAGUCCGGCGUCGAGCAGUGCGCAUGCGGCGCCGGCGCUGCGCCCCGGCGUGGCAUGGGUGACGCAUGGGAUGUACGAUUUGGGCUCGUUCGUAGUGAAGCAGACGUGGAUCUCGGGCAUGGAGGCGGUGCCUGCCUUUCUGCGCGGGCCCCUCAUCGACAUUCGCAAAGGCGUCACGGCAUUGAUCGACAUCGAUCGCACGCCCGAUCCUAGCCCGCGUAAGGCUCUUCCUGCUGCUCCACCGCGUGCGACGGCAGGCUCGACACCACCGACGGGACCAGCUGCGCGCCGUCCGCCAUAUCGGGACACGACGAUUGAUGGCCUCCUGGCGCUGCUCGGCCUCGGCGCCUUCGAGGGCCGCCAGCAUUCGGGCCUCGCAGACACGCAAAACAUCGCGCGGCUGGUCAUCGAGUGUGCUCGCCGCGUAGGUCUCGCGGCCACGGGCGCAGCUGAGACUGCGUCUUCCUCGAGCUCCUCAAGCGCUAGUAGCGGCAAGGAAGGCGAGACUGCUUCUAGCAGAGAGCGCCCGACGCCCUCGCGUGCGGCGCAGGUUGCAGCAGCAAGACGAGCGUGGAAGCUGGAGCGCGCCGCACUCGUGCCGAACACAAAUCUGGAUCGUGCGGCGGCGAAGCGCUGGCAUUGGAUGGGCGCGAGGGCGGGCGUCGUGAACUGGACAGAGGCGGAGGAGCGGCUGACGGAUGUGGAGGAUGAGGAGGCGGUGGUGGGGGCGAUUGCAGCGAAGGUGGAAGGAGGACAGGUUGGGUUAGAUGGAGACUCGACGGCGCAAGGAGAAGGCGUGGACAUCAUUGGCGCCCUCUUCGCAAAGGCGCGCAUGGCGUCGGCUGCGGGGAUGAACGGUCAGGGCGGACAGGGACAGGGCGGAGAUCAGAGGGCAGCGGUAGACGGCGGACAGGGCGGUGCGCCGCAAUUCAAAUCGUAAACUAC